AGAUCUCAUCGCGCAAUCAACUUUGCGCUGCGCUGCAUCUUCCGCCACGGAACAGUCGGCGACGACGGGCUUUGCUUUGAGAUUCAACCUUGUUUCAUGACUCCGACAAUCAUCUGACAGCAGUCUUGCGAAGUCUGUAGUCUACUGCCUAGACUCGGGACCCGCGAAAGAGAGGGUUCGAUUGCAGUUGAUUCAAGAGCCUCCCGUGAAGCUUCGUCCUAGGCUUUAGUGGGAGUUCUGCGCCUCCGUUGAACAUUGGAUUAGUCGGCCAAGUACUGCAACCUGAGGAUUCAUCUCAACUAAAGGACAGCAAUGAGCACCCUCGCGAAUCCAGGAGCCGCGAGUUCCUCUCGUCUUCUGCCCGGUUCAAAUGGCGUACCACCCAGCUCAGGAGGGACCGCGUCAAGCGCCCGUUCGGGAACCCUCGUGCCCACGAACACAGUCACCACGAAGGACGGCACGGUCGUGCGCGCAAGGAUCGACCCAACUCUUGCUGUCGACGACGUUAUCCGUCAACUAUGCCUCAACUUGAAGAUCCAGGAUCCACCAGUGUUGUACGCUUUGAGAGAUGAUGCGGAUGAGUUGGUGACGGAUGAUAAUUUGAGGAAGAAGAUUAAGGGGAAGGUGAACCUCAAGCUUGUGAGCGCGCCGAUUAUCGAGGCGGCGGAGAUUGUGGAGAAGUUGAGUAUUAAAGACGAGAAGACGCUGCGGAUGACACUUUUUUCGCUUCAGAAGUUCAUUCGGGAAGAGCAAUUUGCGAACGAGUUCUUACAGAGAGAUGGGUUAAAAGAACUCAUCGACGUUAUUGGUUUGAGCCACGGAAAUACGCUGGCGUAUGCCCUGAACGCCAUGCAGAACCUGAUGGAACUCGACUACGGCUGGUCAACGUUGGACCAAACCUUCAUCCACACUGUCGUCCAAAUCCUCUCAUCAUCCAGUUCGCUCAUCAACGUCUGUCGUCCAGCAACAGCCAUCCUCAAGAAACUAGUCGAGGCUGAUCCGCGAUCACAGCCGGGUCCAAUUACCGCGUCGUCAAGCCGUGCACCUCCUGCUGCUCCGCCUGGUAGCGUCUACCGCUAUGGCUUCGACGUCGUUUGGGAGCAAAUGCGGAAGGAGAGAGGUUUGUUGGAGACGGUUGUGAGCCGUUUAGGAAGCGCGGAUAGUUUAAUGGUGUUGAAUAGUAUGAUGUUGAUCAAUUCCUUACUCUCUCAUGCGACGGAUAACCACUGGGAGGAGUUCACUUCUGAGCUUGAACGAUUGAACGUUCGAAAGGCUGUUGUUCGACUAAUGUCUUCUCAUGUAAUCGAAGACCUAACAUCCUCCAUCCUCGAUUUCCAAGCCAACGAAGUCCGCAUAAUCCUACGCCGCAAACACGAACCCGUCGACCCACUAGAGAACGUCGAGCACUUCAACUCAUUGCGGUAUAUCUGGCAAAUGGGGAAACUUGAAGAGGAAGUAGACCCGGUCGAGGUUGGUGCACUACGUAAGUGGCGGAAAUUGGGGUUCGAAACGGAGGAUGUGUCACAGGAGUUUGCUGCCGUCGGAGCACUGGGUUUGGAUUGUUUGAAACAUUUCGUACAAAGUAAUCAGGAUGAAUUCGCCAAGAUCAUCCUUGAACAACUAAACAGACCCGAGGAGCGUCGUUGUCCAAUAGCAAAGGUUUCAAAUGAAGUUGUUGAACUUCUCUGCGAGCACUGGGAGAUUUUCGCACCUGGUUAUUCCACGUCGACGAGUUUCCAGCCGUUUUUCUUGAACUUCUUCAAAGUCCAUGUUCUUGCAACCCAGUUCUUCCUUCGUAUGUGGAAUGAAAGCGGCGCAGGCGUCGAUGAUUUCGCUCGGGUUGUUGCACUUGCUCGAAGCCAGAUCAAGGUUGCUCUCCGAGAUGAGAACCUGCGCGCAUGGCAUGAGGUUGAGCAUGACUUCCUCGAGUGCGAGUACAGGGCUGUUAGGGACAGACAGAUGAAGGAGCUGGAGAACGAAGAUGACCUGCUUAGCAAGGUUCCCGUUAGGAACUUGCGCGCCAAGCUGUAUAAGGAGUCCUAUGAAUUUGUUCGCCAACAGCGGAUCCAAUGCCUACUGCAAGGAGCAUGGUUUGUUAAUGGCAUCCCGCUCAACUCGGCGAAUUCAAAGGAUGCGAAUCGGCGUCCGACUCGGCCUUGGCGAUUCAUGCGGUUGGACAAUGGCUUGAAAUACCUUAACUAUGUUGACAGUGCCGUGAAGUUCCCAGUGCGGAAUGGGCUAGAGGACGUCCCAGAACGGAUUGAUAUUUCAUUAAUUACGGAGAUUGCGACGGGGACAUGCGCGCCGCCACCGAAUGUCCUGCGCGAGCAUUUGGACGUUCCGCCUCCUAGCACCCCAUUGCAAGCUUCUCCGCUUUCGUUCUCGUUGCUAACACCAGAUGGGUCGCUUGCCGACCAGAUUGCGCCUGACCAGUCUUGCUGGGCAGACUGGACGGAUGGGUUGAACAUGCUCCGACACAAUGGAGGACACGUGGCGACGCAGGAGACAGCGGGGUUCGUCCAGGCACUGACGGAGAUAGGAUUGAAGAUUAAGCUGCUUGAUCUCUCGGGCGAAAAGGUGGAAAUACCAAGUGGGUUGAUCGCUGGACCGCCACCGCCCGCGAACGAUUUCUUCUUUUCUGAUCUGUCGUUUGAUACCCAAGUAUGAUUGAUUCAUAUAUGUUUUGAUAUAUAUGUGUGUUGUUGUUUUCGAUAUUCGAGAUGUACAA
Fomitiporia mediterranea MF3/22 is the source of this 2728-nucleotide messenger RNA. RefSeq lists its product as uncharacterized. The record is from RefSeq and is a predicted model, not a curated record. Gene Ontology annotation, biological process: cell motility; actin filament organization. NCBI's taxonomy places the organism in Eukaryota, Fungi, Basidiomycota, Agaricomycetes, Hymenochaetales, Hymenochaetaceae. Gene Ontology annotation, cellular component: plasma membrane. The transcript has 15 exons. Bases 313 to 2667 code for a protein of 784 amino acids.